This is a messenger RNA of Suncus etruscus (white-toothed pygmy shrew), 1954 nucleotides long. RefSeq names its product ladybird homeobox 1 (gene LBX1). Gene Ontology annotation, molecular function: DNA binding; DNA-binding transcription factor activity, RNA polymerase II-specific. NCBI's taxonomy places the organism in Eukaryota, Metazoa, Chordata, Mammalia, Eulipotyphla, Soricidae. Gene Ontology annotation, biological process: regulation of DNA-templated transcription. Bases 1 to 846 code for a protein of 281 amino acids. The transcript has 2 exons. The record is from RefSeq and is a predicted model, not a curated record.
AUGACUUCGAAAGAGGACGGCAAGGCGGCGCCGGGGGAGGAGCGGCGGCGCAGCCCGCUGGACCACCUGCCGCCGCCCGCCAACUCCAACAAGCCGCUGACACCGUUCAGCAUCGAGGACAUCCUCAACAAGCCGUCGGUGCGGAGAAGUUACUCGCUGUGCGGGGCGGCGCACCUGCUGGCGGCCGCGGACAAGCACGCGUCGGGCGGCUUGCCCCUGGCAGGCCGGGCGCUGCUCUCGCAGACCUCGCCACUGUGUGCUCUGGAGGAGCUCGCCAGCAAGACCUUUAAGGGGCUGGAGGUCAGCGUCCUGCAGGCGGCCGAAGGCCGCGACGGAAUGACCAUCUUCGGGCAGCGGCAGACCCCUAAGAAGCGGCGAAAGUCGCGCACGGCGUUCACCAAUCACCAGAUCUACGAGUUGGAAAAGCGCUUCCUCUACCAGAAGUACCUGUCCCCGGCCGAUCGCGACCAAAUCGCGCAGCAGCUGGGCCUCACCAACGCUCAGGUCAUCACCUGGUUCCAGAACCGGCGCGCCAAGCUCAAGCGGGACCUGGAGGAGAUGAAGGCCGAUGUGGAGUCCGCCAAGAAACUGGGCCCCAGCGGGCAGAUGGACAUCGUAGCGCUGGCUGAACUCGAGCAGAACUCGGAGGCCGCGGGCGGCGGGGGCGGUGGCUGUGGCAGAGCCAAGUCAAGGCCUGGCUCUCCGGCGCUCCCUCCAGGCGCUCCGCAGGCCCCGGGCGCCGGGCCCCUGCAGCUCUCGCCCGCCUCCCCGCUCACAGACCAGCCGGUCAGCAGCCAGGACUGCUCAGAGGACGAGGAAGACGAAGAGAUUGACGUGGACGAUUGAGAGGCGCCCGGGCUCUGUUGCCGCCCCGGGCCACCCCGGGCCCCUUAGCACGCCUUGCCGCCUCCGGGACCGGACCGCCGAGGGGAGCUGGGACCUCCUCUGCAACUGCCGCCUCGCUCCUGCCCAGGCCCGGCCCGGACUGGUUCCCAGUCGCCGCCUCUCCCCACUCUAAGCAAUAAACCCGGGCUGGCCGGCCGGGCCGGCCGCCGCACUCGGCCUCCGCCGCCCCGCGAGCCCGGCCGAGCAAUUGUGUUCGGCUUCUGUAUAAAUAUUUAAACCUUAUAUAGCGGGUUCUUUCCACCGCAGCCUGAUCUUUUUCUUUUCUUUUCUUUUUUAAAAUCUCGGAGAUCUCCAUGUUUCCCAAGCUCUCAGGCUGCCAGGUUCGCUGAGGGCGAGGCAGAAUCGAGGAUAGCGAAUAGAAGAACCCCGCGGUCUGGAGGAGGGGGCCACCCCAACCGUUUUCGAUUUUUUUUUUUUUUUUUGGAAAAUUUUCUCUGCAUGUGGCGAAUGCACCGGCCCUCUCCCUCCGCACCUUCCCAGGCCUAUUGCAGCUCACUUUUUUCUUUCCUUUCUUAUUUUUCUCCCCCUGUGUGGGAAGGGGUUGAGGGGGGGGGCAGCCUGCCCUGACUUGCAAGUUUCAAACCCAUCUUUUUCUUUCCCCUCUGGAGAGAAGUCUCUUCCUGCUACCACCUCUGCACCCCACCCAUACUCACUUAUUGCUCUUUUUAAGAGUCCUCCCCAAUCUUUCUUGGUUUCCUCGGACUGAUUGCUGAGGUCCAGAUCUUAGCGAUAAAGCAGGGGAAAUCCAGCCAACCAACGGCAACGGAACCCAAAGCCCUAGAAUUAUUUUUUACUCUUUAUAGAAAAUUUUUGCAUGUGACAGAGACUGAGAGGCCACCAUACGCCCUCACCCACCUCCUCUGUGGCCCUGGGUCUGUCUUGCAGUCUCCAAUGCCCUGCUCCUUGCUGGAUUUGGCCAGAUGAGGGUGUUUGGAUGUGGGUGGGUCCCCAUGCCCUUUUCCGGUUCAUACCCUGCCCUCUCUCUCCUUCCUGGACUGUACCCAAGGCCCCUUUCUCCGAUAAAUAAAGUCUUUGCCAUUUUACUAGA